This is a messenger RNA of Paramecium octaurelia, 675 nucleotides long. The record is from the annotation of a GenBank genome assembly. NCBI's taxonomy places the organism in Eukaryota, Ciliophora, Oligohymenophorea, Peniculida, Parameciidae.
AUGUUGUAUUCUUAAUAACCUUAUUACUACUUUCCAUUCUAUUAGCCUUAAGUUGUUUGUCCAGUCUAUUAUUUUACAGCCUAGACUUUAAAUUAAUAGGAGCAUCAAAUCGAACCUAUAAUGACUUCAAUCACCGACAAUCAACCUACUAAUAGUUAAUAAUUGAAUUAUGAUACAGAAGAAUUAGACCUAGAAAAGAGUGAGAAGCACUAAGACACAAAAAAUCAAUCUAAAAAAUAAAGAGAAACAGUAAUCAAGAAAAAGAAAGAAUUAUCAAAUACUAAAAUUCAUGAAGUAUUAGACUCAACCAAUCUACAUAAAAAUUUCACUAAAGCCCUGAUAGCCUAUGCCUUAAGAUCACAAUUCAUUAUUUACAAAUUGUUAGGAGAAAAGAUGGGACAAGAGUUUCUUGAUUUGAUGCAAAUUGUCAAAAACAAACUCUGUAACCUCACACACAUCCUCUAAUUCACUAAAAAUGACGAAUUCUUGAGAGCUUUUCGUACUUUAGGGUAUACUUUUUUAUAUAUAUAUUUUAGGUUUAUAUUUCUAAAAAAAGAGUCGGUUCCUUAUAUCUAUAACUCAAAAAUCUAACAAAAAACGAGCCAUUUGAAGCACAAAGUAAUCAUAAAGAAAACUCUGUUAAAGAUCUGAACCUUUUUAAACUUUAUAUCUAUC